This is a messenger RNA of Didymosphaeria variabile, 384 nucleotides long. RefSeq lists its product as uncharacterized. The coding region runs from base 1 to 384 and encodes 127 amino acids. The transcript has 2 exons. The record is from RefSeq and is a predicted model, not a curated record. Gene Ontology annotation, molecular function: iron ion binding; monooxygenase activity; oxidoreductase activity, acting on paired donors, with incorporation or reduction of molecular oxygen. NCBI's taxonomy places the organism in Eukaryota, Fungi, Ascomycota, Dothideomycetes, Pleosporales, Didymosphaeriaceae.
AUGGCUCAGCCUAUCGGUUAUGCCUUUGGUAUGGCUGCUUUAGUAGUCGGUGUCUACGUCUCAUACUUCCUUUACAGCUUUGGCAGUCGCGAUAAGCGAUUGAAAGAGUGGGCCGACAAAUAUGGCAGCAUCUACUCUUUGAAAAUUGGUGCCGCCACGCUGAUACUGCUGAAUGACAAACGCACAGUGCAUAAUCUACUGGACAAGAGAAGUGCAAUAUACUCGGACCGACCGAAAGACCAGCAGAUGAUCACCGCCCUGAAGGAAAAUUUUGCCUUCUUCGAUGCAAGCCCUGCGUGGAGGGCAACUAGGAAGAUAGCAGCUCAUUUUAUGUCGCCGAAGAACCUCGACGAAACCAUCAUGGCAGUCCAAGAAGCCGAGUGA